CCGCCCGGAGUCUGGGUGGGUGGGGCAGUCUCGGCCUGACGAGCGGAGCUGAGGAUGGCCGCUCGCGGCUCCUUCCCGCUGCUCGUCCAAGGGUCCUGGGGCCCCGAGCCCCCGCAGAACUUGAGCACCAAGUUGCAGAUGUACUUCCAGAGCCCGAAGAGAUCGGGAGGCGGGGAGUGUGAGGUCCGCCAGGAGCCCGGGAGCCCGCCGCAGUUCCUGUUGUUCUUCCAUCUGGAGGACGUUCGGCGGAAGGUUCUGGAGAGAGAGAACCAUGAGUUAGUAUGGCCAGGACAAGGAACAUUCAAGUUAACUGUCCAGUUGCCCACAGCACCAGUGGAAGUCCAUGUCGUUGAGGGGGAAAUUGCAACAAAGGAAUCCAAGGCCAAAGAACGUGUCAAAGAACCAGAUGGGUCAGAAGAACUGGAUGCCAAACUAUUUCCUGACAGAAGAUCAAAAAAAAUUGAAGCUAUCUCAAAAGAAUGUGAAAAGAUUUCCUCUUUGGUUGCAUUUGAAAAUCUCAAGGCAAAUGUGACUGACAUAAUGUUAAUCUUGUUAGUGGAGACCAUUAGUGGCCUUACAAAUGGUGAUUUUCAAGUGGAAAUACUACGAGAUUUUGAUGUUGCUGUAGUUACCUUCCCAAAAUAUGUAGAUGUCAUGAAAUUCAUUGAUGAUUGUGCCAAGCAUCACUCCAUGAAACACCUUAAGCUUUCUCCAAGAGUUCUGGAAGUGACGAAAACAAUCAGGGUUGAAAACCUGCCACCUGGUGUCGAAAACUGUAAUUUGAAAUCUUUAUUUGAAAAUCCUCAAAAUGGAGGAGGAAGAAUUGCCAGUAUUGAAUGUUUUCCGGAAGAGAGUUCAGCUCUGAUUGAAUUUUUUGACAGCAAAGGUAAUAUUGAUUAGCUUUAUUUUGUAAACCUUACCUGGCAUAAUCUAAACCAUUUUAGCAGAUUUUAAGAGCUAUCAGUUGAUAUCUUAUUUUUUAUUUUGUAUUCAUAUAUCUCAUUGGAAAUCCUGUUAGCAGUCCUGUUCACCUGGAAUGUAAUGCUCAAUGAGCCCAGUGAUUCAACUUUAGAGGAGCAAUGUAAAGUUUUGGAGCGAUAAAAAGAGAUUCUCUUGUCUUUAGCUAUGAUGGACUGAAAAAUACUUUAUUCUUAGAAUCUUUGAAAUACUGUAUUUAAAAGGGGGUGAUCUGUGUUUUAGCUCUACACUAGGUAGAAAUUCUCAAGUUAAUUUCAACAAAGGUUAGGUAAAGAAAUACUCAGAAACACAUACAGUUCCUGUAAAGCAUCACUACUUCCCCUGUGACCUGUCAGUAUCAUCAUUUAGAAAUUGAUAGGAGUGGUUUCAUGUGAUCAAUGGAUGCCUGCAGGACUGUUCUUGGCAGUGACCCUGUGAAAACCAUGUCCAACCGAGCUGUAGGGAAAUACUUCUGAGGGGUUUGUAGAGGUAGACUGACCGUUCUCUGAACCAUAUGCAGAGUCAGCUGGGAGAUUCCACUGAUGUUCAGAGGUCAAGGCUGAGGAGUAGGAAUCAGGGGGCCAGACUUCUUAGGGAGAGAAUUAACGUUGUGCUUGGCAUUAACUGGAGGAGCAUGAGACAGGACCAUGUAGCAUGCCACCUGCUCCAGAUAAAUUGUUUCAUGGGAGUAUUUGGAGGAAACUCUUACAUAUUGGGGAAACGGGUGAAGGUAUGGUUUGG
This is a messenger RNA of Manis javanica (Malayan pangolin), 1698 nucleotides long. The record is from RefSeq and is a predicted model, not a curated record. Lineage: Eukaryota; Metazoa; Chordata; Mammalia; Pholidota; Manidae.